AUGGAAUGUUUAGAAGCAAUGAUUGAAAAUAUUACAGAAUUUCAUUCGCCAUAUUUAGAAUUAAAAGCUGCUGGAAUACUUGAUAUUCUUAUUCAUAAGUAAAUCGAGUCUUUUUUUAAUUAGAAAUUCUUAUGAAAUCUAUGCAGAAUGAAUGGCAAUUUGUGGAGGAGAAUUUACUUCUUUAAUCCUUGUAAAGAGAAUUAUUUCUAAGAAUAGUUGGUGCAAUUCGUAGUGCUCAGUACUAUGUCGUGCUGCUGAGUAUUACAGAGAUGUAUGGGACCAAGGUCUUUUUCAUUCCGAUCUCAAUUAUGGUCUCGGCUCAGAGAAAACUAUUUCAAUAUUUAUUCGUAUUACAUCCAGAAAAGCCUUCAAUAUUCGUUUUUUUUAUUAUUUAGUUGUCGACGAGUACUGUUUUGGGUCAUCUAUCUUGGAUUAUGCUCAGAGAGAUAUGAUUUAUAAGAUAAUUCGCUUAAAACUAUAAUCUUUAAUUUCGGUUAGGCGAAGUUUUUACCUCGUAGUCCUAGUCCUGUACAUCUCUAGUAUCGUCUAUUGAUAGAAAUAAGAUUCUGUAUAAGGACGGAUGAGGUAAACUUCGGUUCGAUCCAAACAUUUCUCUAACCCAUAUUUCUUUAUUGACUAUUUAAAUCUAUAUGAAUUUCAUAUGUUGGUUUUUUUUUUUGGAAUAAGAUCAGUUAGAGUUAGUCAACAUUAGUAUGGUGUCAUGAUCUUUUGAAAAAGAAUUUUUUCUUUCGUAAUGAAUGCGAGAAAAGUUUUCUAUGAUUGAAGAGUGUUGCAGAUUUGUCAAUAGAACUUGUGUUAA
Rotaria sordida is the source of this 820-nucleotide messenger RNA. NCBI's taxonomy places the organism in Eukaryota, Metazoa, Rotifera, Eurotatoria, Philodinida, Philodinidae. The record is from the annotation of a GenBank genome assembly.